Messenger RNA from Stereum hirsutum FP-91666 SS1, 504 nucleotides. RefSeq lists its product as uncharacterized. The record is from RefSeq and is a predicted model, not a curated record. Bases 1 to 504 code for a protein of 167 amino acids. The transcript has 4 exons. NCBI's taxonomy places the organism in Eukaryota, Fungi, Basidiomycota, Agaricomycetes, Russulales, Stereaceae.
AUGGACCAAAUGGUGGCUUUUGAUGCUAUCCUCUUCCCCUCUGACGGCCGCCCACCACAUGUGGUACCACUUAUGACCAGCCCUGCGUCCUUCGCGGACCCGAGGUCGCCACACGUCGGCUCUUCGACCGCUCGGGUCCCUCACCCCGAAGUCUACAUGGACUACAUUGCUGAGGGAAUGGGUCAAAGAGCUUGGGGAUACCAGCUCGUAGAGGCGCUCGACGGCAUGAACAAGAAGUUUACAAACCCGUACAUCAUCUUCUAUCCCGUCGUGUCCCGUGAUGGCAUGCCCUUCCCGCAUAACAAGGCUCUACGCGAAAUUCAGGGGAACAAGUUCCGCGAGGACGCCGCCUGGCGCGGUAACAUCGUGGUCGCGAAAUAUAGAGACAGCAGGUUCUCGGCGAUGAUGUCUGCGUCGAUGGCAGACUUUCCGAUACUGAAGAACUACAUGUCGACCCACCCUUCACCAUCCGCCCGUUUGACAGCAAACGUAAGGAGGCGGUAG